AAUGUCAUCAGCCAUGAAGAUUGUGCCUGGAGAUGCUCUAGACAUCCAGCAGAUGAAGACCACCAUAGGUCCUGGAGUUUAUAAGAAUCCCAAGACGCAGAAUAUCAUCCCCGCAGCCGCUGGGUACUUGAAUGUUAAAAUCAACAAGAAAAAUACCAACCAGCUCGCAUACAUCGAAUCCAAGUCCAAACGAUAUAUCCCCAAAGCCAACGACUUUGUGGUCGGGAUCGUCACGGGGACCAUAGGCGAGUCCUAUAAGGUGUCGUUGCAAGACUUCUCGGCGAAUGUGUUGCUCUCGAUGAUGGCUUUCCCCAAUGCCACCAAGAAGAAUAGACCCAACCUCAAGGUUGGACAGGUGGUUUACGCCAGAGUGAGUCAGGACAUCCCCGAAAUUGACAUAGAGAUAGAGUGUAUCGAUCCAGCCACCGGCAAAGAAGGCGGGUUCGGAAUGCUCGAUGAGAGUGGAUAUAUUUUCGAAGUCGGGUUGAAUUAUGCCAACGAACUCUUGUUUAACCCGAGCUCCGUCUACUUGGAGAAGCUCGCGUCCAAGUGUAAGUUCGAGGUAGCUAUAGGAUUGAAUGGCAAAAUAUGGAUCAAGUGCGGUGAUGGGUUGGUGUAUGAGGAAGACCAGUUGACAGAGGCCGGAGCCAAUGAUUUCAGGUACACUUUGGCUGCCGCCACCUAUUUGAAAAAGUGUCAGAAGGUGCCCAAGUCACAAGUGGACGCUGUCUUGAAGGAGAGCUUCAAGAAUUUAUAGUCAUAGAUCGCUGUAUAGGUGUUGUAAUAUAGAAUAAUACUGCUGC
Molecule: messenger RNA, 803 nt
Organism: Yamadazyma tenuis ATCC 10573
Lineage: Eukaryota; Fungi; Ascomycota; Pichiomycetes; Serinales; Debaryomycetaceae
Gene: RRP40
Product: exosome non-catalytic core subunit
Biological process (GO): CUT catabolic process; nuclear polyadenylation-dependent rRNA catabolic process; poly(A)-dependent snoRNA 3'-end processing
Cellular component (GO): cytoplasmic exosome (RNase complex); nuclear exosome (RNase complex)
Molecular function (GO): RNA binding
Source: RefSeq, a predicted model, not a curated record